Messenger RNA from Sabethes cyaneus, 2103 nucleotides. Its product is annotated as beta-hexosaminidase subunit beta-like. Bases 459 to 2081 code for a protein of 540 amino acids. NCBI's taxonomy places the organism in Eukaryota, Metazoa, Arthropoda, Insecta, Diptera, Culicidae. The transcript is spliced from 7 exons. Gene Ontology annotation, cellular component: membrane. The record is from RefSeq and is a predicted model, not a curated record. Gene Ontology annotation, biological process: glycosaminoglycan metabolic process; ganglioside catabolic process; carbohydrate metabolic process. Gene Ontology annotation, molecular function: beta-N-acetylhexosaminidase activity.
AAGGAGCAUCGAUCGCGAUCGCGUCGUCGAUAGGUAGUUCUCGCGAUCGCUGCAGCAUCAAAGAAUUUCAUUUUACUUUCAGCUCAGUUCCUUUCGGCGGUUAGUUGGAUACGCACGGAGCUCCUCCUAAGAAUAGCAAUCAAUCAGGGAGGAACGACCGGUUACUGUGGGAAGGCGACGAGAGUCUCCUCUUCAGAUUGCUUGAUUGUGGGCCGUGCCAGGCAGGGGGACGACGGUAGCUAGCAGUGCGGAGGUGUGCUGCUGCUGCUGACUUACAUACUUUAUUAUUUAUUGGUGCGCUUUCGAGGCUAGCCGCAACAUACCUUCUCGAUCGGCCGAGGUGAUAAUAGGUCAACGAAUAAUUAAAAGUGCUUACCGUAACCAAUGAGCUCGAUUUGUCUUGCCCAGUGACCUUUGCGACAAGUGUUUUUCGUGGUUUCGAGUGUUUCUGGUUGAACAUGAAGUUUGUUUUGGUUCUGGUGAAUGUGUACUGUUUGGUCAGCUAUGGAGUGCUGUCGUACAUAGUUGAACCGGGUCCGGUUGUUAAAGCUACCAAAGGUGAAAUUUGGCCCAAACCAAAGGAACAAACUUCGUCCGGUCGAUAUAAUGUUCUCAAGAGAACAUCUUUCCAUUUCAAGACUGCAAACUACACAUGUGAUAUUUUAGAGAAGGCCAUCGAACGUUACCAAAAGCUGAUCGUUGACGAAGCAAAUGACGCCCGGAGGUCAAUUUUCAGUACUGCGGCUGUAGGAAAUGAGUUACCUAGAAAAUCCUGGCGAUCAGAUGUGAAUUUCAAUGGUUACCUUGAUGAAGUGAAGGUCGACCUUAAGAUGCCAUGUGAGACUUUGCCGCACCUAGGAAUGGAUGAGUCUUAUGAUAUUACCGUUGAUGAUGCACGAGCAAGUAUCGAAUCGUACUCAAUAUGGGGUAUUUUAAGAGCCCUGGAAUCUUUCUCGCAGAUGGUGGUGUUGGACGAUGAGGGAACCAUGCUCCGUAUAAACUCCACCAUAAUUAGGGAUCGACCACGAUUCUCCCACAGAGGUCUUCUGGUGGACACUUCACGGCACUUCAUUCCGGUGUGCACUCUCGUGAAAAUCCUGGACGGCAUGGCAUACAAUAAGUUGAACGUUUUUCAUUGGCACAUUGUUGAUGAUCACAGUUUCCCCUACCAAAGUCAAGUCUAUCCGGAACUAAGCGCCAAAGGAGCCUAUCAUCCUUCGAUGGUCUAUACUCCGGCAGACGUGCAGAAGAUUAUCGAAGAAGCUCGAUUGCGAGGCAUUCGUGUCAUGUCGGAGUACGACACACCGGGACACACUCGUUCAUGGGGUGUUUCCCAUCCGGAACUUUUAACUGAGUGCCAUGAUCAAUACGAAGGGAAACUAGGACCGAUGGAUCCCACAAAGGAAUCCACCUACACGUUCCUGUUCAAUCUGUUUCAGGAAGUGGUCAAAGUAUUUCCUGAUCAGUAUAUUCAUCUCGGUGGCGACGAAGUCGGGUUCGAAUGCUGGGCUAGCAAUUCCGAUAUCAUGGACUACAUGGAACGAAAUCGUCUGUAUUCGUUUGAGAUGCUGGAGGAAAAGUUCAUCCAGCGAGUUGUCGAUCAGAUUGAUGUCCUGAACAGAAGUUCGCUUGUCUGGCAAGAAGUGUACGUCAACGGAGUGCGACUUCCCAACGGAACGGUAGUUCAUGUGUGGACUGGCAACCGACAGGAUCUGCUUCAUAGAAUAACUCUUGAAGGACUGCCUGCCCUGCUCUCAUCCUGCUGGUAUUUGGAUCACCUCGCUACCGGUGGAGAUUGGCGCAAGUUCUACAAUUGUGAUCCGCACGAUUUUGUUGGCACACAAUACCAGAAAGAUCUGGUGCUCGGCGGUGAAGCUUGCAUGUGGGCCGAAGUGGUGAAUGAGCACAACAUUCUGCAGCGUAUCUUUCCACGAGUAUCGGCUACGGCUGAAAAGCUAUGGUCACAGGAAGACGUUAACGAUGCCGAUGAAGCCGCCCAUCGUCUGGAGGAACAUGCUUGUCGCAUGAAUAAACGCAAUAUUCCUGCUCAGCCACCGAGUGGACCAGGAUUCUGUUUGUAGACAAAUAAGCACGUACAGAAAC